Molecule: messenger RNA, 2255 nt
Organism: Sinocyclocheilus rhinocerous
Lineage: Eukaryota; Metazoa; Chordata; Actinopteri; Cypriniformes; Cyprinidae
Gene: lgi2b
Product: leucine-rich repeat LGI family, member 2b
Exons: 8
Coding region: 49-1686 (545 amino acids)
Biological process (GO): inhibitory synapse assembly
Molecular function (GO): protein binding
Source: RefSeq, a predicted model, not a curated record
UGCUGUGCGGGACAGGGGAGCGUUUACUUUCGACUCCGCUUCAAAGCCAUGGAUCUUACAAACGAUAAACUAUCUUCCAUCCGAAAGUGUCUUUUGGUAACUUUACUGCUCGUUUGUUCAUUUCAACUGUCCCGAUCAAAGCGAAUAUUCAAAUGUCCUUCAGGAUGCACUUGUACGACAGAUUCAAUCAUUUGCGUCGGUUCGUCUCUCAUCCCACGGACUAUACCGAGUGACAUCAACUCCCUGAGUAUUGUCAAUUGCAGUUUCCCAGAAAUCAAGGAGGCUAUGUUCUCGCUCAUGCCCUCACUGCAGUUACUUCUCCUUAGUUCUAAUUCAUUUUCUGAAAUCAAGGAGGAUGCAUUCUCAGGGCUUCCUCAUCUUGAGUAUUUAUUUAUUGAAGGUAACAAGAUUGGAGAGAUAAACAAAUAUGCCUUCAGAGGACUUCGGGAUGUUACACAUCUAUCAUUAGCGAACAACAAUUUAAAAACACUACCCAGGGGUCUUUUUUCUGAUCUACGCUCUUUGAUUGAACUAGAUCUGCGUGGGAACAUGUUCCAUUGCGACUGUGAGACCAUGUGGCUGAUGCUGUGGUUGAAACGAUCCAAUGCCACGAUCUCUAAUGCUUACUGUGCCAGUCCAUCUGGCAUGAAGGGCGUCCUAUUAAAGGAUGUCCCAGAAAAACACAGCAAGUGUGUCUCCACAGAUUUUGUUCAGUACCAAAUAGUGAAUACUCAAUCAAUGUCAGCAGACAUCUUCUCUCACAAAGAUGAUAUAUAUGUUGCUAUGUCAGUUCCAAAUUCAGACAGCUGCAUAAUCAUGGAAUGGGAUCACAUUGAGACUAAAUUCAGGCCUUUUGAUAACAUCACAGGUCGGUCUGUUGUUGGAUGCCGGUCUGUUCUGAUCAACGAGCAGGCAUUUGUCAUUGUCUCCCAACUCUUCGAUGGCUCCCUCGUCUACAAAUAUGACCAAGCACAGAAUAAGUUCACCAAAUUUCAGGCAGUUGAAAUGCUUAAUGUGUCCAAGCCGAAUGACAUUGAAGUCUUCCAGAUCGGAGAUGACUGGUUCUUCCUAAUUGUGGACAGUUCCAAAGCUGGAAUGACAACUCUGUUUAAGUGGAAUGAAACUGGUUUCUACCCAUACCAGUUCCUUCAUGAAUGGUUUCGUGACACCGAUGCAGAGUUUUUUUAUUUAGAUGGCAAAUCUGUCCUCAUACUCGUGAGCCGUUCCCAGGUUCCUGUUAUCUACCAAUGGAACAAGAGCACCCAGAAGUUUGUUCUCCAUGAUGAGAUAGCAAAUAUGGACGACAUUGUCAGCGUGAAGGCCUUUAGGAUUAAUGAUGUUCCCUACCUUGCGCUCGCCUGCUACAUCGGUGACUCAAAAGUCAUGAAGUGGACGGGCAAACACUUUGAAGAAGUACAGGGCUUGCCUUCACGUGGCGCCACAGUAUUACAGCCCAUCAAGUUCAAAGACCUGCACUAUUUGAUUCUGAGCAGUGAUUAUUCUUUCUCCCAGAUCUUUAGGUGGGAUGAGGAAAACCAGAAAUUUAUCAAGUUCAGGGAUGUGUAUGUUCAGUGGCCACGCUCAUUCACAGCACUGUCCACAGACCAGCGUGAUUUUGUGCUGGCCACCAGCUUCAAAGGCAAAACCAAGGUUUUUGAACAUAUUUCAGUGGAUUAUAGCAAAUGAGGCAUAUGCUGUUAUUCGUUGCAUCUGGGCAAUUGCUAAAAUAAAACUCUAUUCUUCAAUAUAUGUAUGCAAGUAACCAUAAUAUUUAUGAAUGUAAUGUUUCGUCAACAAAAAGGCCAAAACCCAGUGCACAUGCCUGUCUUCUGUCUUGCAAAAGCUAUUUAUGCAACAUUUUCUAUAAAGGUUUAAAUAAAUAAUGCUCUGCUGCUUAAUUUAUUCAGACCUUGAAAAUACCUGACUGUUUGAUUAUAUCAGGGCCCUUUUAAAUCAUUUCUUUGUGAUAUAUCAGGUUCACCAAAGGUGCUCCGGCUUCAAUCCAAAAGACUGUGGACUUGUCAGCUUCAAGCUAAUUUAUCCUAAUGAGCUGGUUUGACUAUAUGCAAGCAUGUUUUUGGUGCUGAGUAGUGAUAUUGUUCAGUAGAGACCCUCAGUGUUAUUGCCUUUGAUGAAUGAAAGCUUUAGAAAUUGCGUUUUUUUAUUAUUCAUGAUUUUUUUUUUUAACAGAGGAUGAUCCUUUAUUACUGUAGCUGGCCGAGGAUUGUACUGGAUGUACAUUUGAAAAUAUAUUA